GUGAUGUGUUGGGCAAUAAUGGCUGAUGUCUGUCCGUCUGUAGACUACGUGUGUGUUGUGUGAGUCAGUUGAUGCUGUAUCCCCUCUCGAGGUUGAAGGCCUCGCGGGCCGGGUUGAGGGUCGCCUUGGGAGGUGCCUGGAGGCUCGCGUAGAAGCUGUUUACUCCCUGCGUUAGAGGGAAAGGAGAGAGCAAGAGAAACAAAUAGAAAACAGAGCAGCGAGCGAGCGAGCAAUGUAAUGAAUGACACGUGUCGUGUGUGCGUGAUUCAGCUGAUAUCUAUCGUCCCUCACUCACCGCGGUCUGCGUCCUCACCUCCUCCUCUGCACCCACACACACAGGUGCUUGCGGGCUGAUCUGAUGGAUGGACGGAUGGAUGGAUGGAUGGGUGGAUAUGUGUGUACCUCCCUACCGUUGUUUGUGCCUGCCAUGUACCACAACUCAAUCUUCGGGCCCUUGUUGCUGUUCUCGAUCUGACGCACAGGCACGAAUACCAGACACGUACACACACGCGGAUCGGAUUCACCUGCGCACGUGCUCAUGGAUGUAUCGCAUCUGUGGGCGCCGUGUGGUUUGGUCUGUGUGGCCGUACGAAGCGGAUGCCGCAGAGUCUCUCGUAUGGUUUGAUGUUGGUGGUAAUGGCGGCGGCCAACAGGCGAUUGAGAUGCUCGUCUGGCCAACCAACGGGAGCACGCAAAGGCGAUUGGUCGGUUGAUGGGUUUGUCUGCCUGCACUCGUGUGAAGAGCUCAGUCACCUACGUCAUACCGGUCCGCGCUCUUGAUGGAGGCGAAGAUGUGCGGCUCUGUGUGUGGGACGCUCCAGCCUCCAUCCGCUUCUCACCUGAAGACACCGACGCCCUUGGCGGCAUCCCCACGCCAGGUGCG
Molecule: messenger RNA, 883 nt
Organism: Vitrella brassicaformis
Lineage: Eukaryota; Vitrellaceae
Source: the annotation of a GenBank genome assembly